Messenger RNA from Suillus discolor, 180 nucleotides. RefSeq lists its product as uncharacterized. The record is from RefSeq and is a predicted model, not a curated record. Lineage: Eukaryota; Fungi; Basidiomycota; Agaricomycetes; Boletales; Suillaceae. The annotation marks the transcript as partial. The transcript has a single exon.
GAGCUAUUCAACUCUGGAGCAUCAAGACAUAUGUCGUCCUAUCGAGAUUUGUUCCAAGAUUUCAUUAGUAUCGCACCAAAGCCAAUCACAACAGUGGAUAGGCAUACCUUUGAGGCCAUGGGCAAGGGGAAUAUUCAGAUCACUCUGCCAAAUGGCCAAUCUCAGACUCGCAUACUGCUA